Messenger RNA from Alligator mississippiensis (American alligator), 5321 nucleotides. RefSeq names its product activated leukocyte cell adhesion molecule (gene ALCAM). The record is from RefSeq and is a predicted model, not a curated record. Gene Ontology annotation, cellular component: plasma membrane. Gene Ontology annotation, biological process: cell adhesion. The coding region runs from base 205 to 1962 and encodes 585 amino acids. The transcript is spliced from 16 exons. NCBI's taxonomy places the organism in Eukaryota, Metazoa, Chordata, Crocodylia, Alligatoridae.
GGCUGCCAGAGGGAAGCGGCCACUUGCUCCGGCGCGGACCCGGCGGAGCCGAGCGGAGGGCGGACGCGGGUGGGGCCGGGCAGCGCGGAGCCCCGCGGGUGGGUGCGGCUAGCCGGAGGAGGGAGCGAGCGACUGUCCCGGCCUGCGCUAGGAGGAGGAGGACGAGGACGAGGAGCGGGAGAAGCGCCGGCGGGAGGCGGCAGCAUGGAGCCCCCCGGGGCCGCCCGCGCCCGCCCGCUGCCGCCGCUGCUGCUGUUGCUGCUCGGCGCCGUGUGCCUGCGCCCAGCCCGUGGAUUGUACACAGUAAAUGCAACUUAUGGAGAUACCAUUAUUAUGCCUUGUCGUCAAGAAGUACCAGAUGAUCUUAUGUUUGGAAAAUGGAAAUAUGAAAUGACCAAUGAAUCUCCAGUAUUUAUUGCCUUCAGAUCUUCAACAAAAAAAAGCGUGCAUUAUGAUGAUGUACCAGACUACAAAGGCAGGUUGAGUCUCUCAGAAAAUUACACUUUAUCCAUCAAGAAUGCAAGGAUCAGCGAUGAAAAGAGAUUUGUAUGUAUGCUAGUAACAGAGGACAACGUUUUUGAAGAGCCUACGAUAGUCAAAGUGUUCAAACGACCAUCUCAACCAGAAAUAUUGCAUCAAGCAAACGUCCUAGAAACAGAGAAGCUAAAAAUGCUUGGGGAAUGUGUUGCGAGAGACAGUUAUCCAGAAGGCAACAUUACAUGGUACAAAAAUGGAAAUGUUUUGCAUCAUGAUGCAGGAGCCGUGGUCAUACAUUUGGAAAAUACAGUGGACAGAUCAACUGGACUCUUCACUAUGACAUCGUCUCUUCAAUAUAAGCCAAAAAAGGCAGAUGAUAAGGCACAGUUUUCCUGUAGUGUGACAUACAAUGGACCAUCAGGAUCAGAAACAAUACAGUCUGAAUCACUAGUCUUUGAUGUUCAUUAUCCUACAGAGAAGGUGACAAUUCAAGUGCUGUCACAAAGCAGUACCAUUAAAGAAGGUGAUAACAUCACUCUCAAAUGCUCAGGAAAUGGUAACCCCCCUCCUCAGGAGUUCUUGUUUUACAUUCCAGGAGAAACAGAAGGCAUAAGGAGCUCAGAUACUUACAUAAUGACAGAUGUGAGGCGAAAUGCAACAGGAGAAUACAAGUGCUCUCUGACUGACAAAGACCUGACGGGUUCAACCACCAUCACCGUGCACUAUUUGGAUCUGCAGCUUAUUCCUAGUGGAGAAGUUACUAAGCAAGUAGGAGAGGCUCUGCCAGUAUCGUGUACUAUUUCUUCCAGUAGAAAUGCAACGGUGCUUUGGAUAAAGGACAAUACCAGAAUGCAGACAACUCCAUCAUUUUCAAGUCUACAGUAUCAAGAUGCUGGAAACUACAUCUGUGAAACUACAUUACAGGAGGUUGAAGGGUUAAAGAAAAGAAAAACACUCCUCCUUACUGUAGAAGGAAAACCUCAAGUCAAAAUGACAAAGAAAACGUAUCUAAAUAAAGCAUCUAAAACCAUCAUCUGCCAUGUGGAGGGUUUCCCCAAACCUGCCGUACAAUGGACAAUCGCCAGUACUGGAACUGUGAUAAAUCAAACAGAGGAGACCAAAUAUGUUAAUGGAAAAUUUUCCAGUAAAAUUGAAAUUGCUCCUGAAGAGAAUGUUACAGUAACUUGCAUUGCAGAAAACCAGUUAGAAAGAACUGUGACCUCUAUGAACGUGUCUGCUAUAACUUUUCCAGAAACCGAUGAGGCAGAGGAUAGAAAUGAUGACAAUACAGAAAAGGUUAAUGACCAGGCAAAGCUAAUAGUGGGAAUUGUUGUUGGUCUCCUGCUAGUUGCUCUGAUUGCUGGCAUUGUCUACUGGCUUUAUAUGAAGAAAUCAAAGACAGCGUCAAAACAUGUAGACAAAGACCUUGGAAAUAUAGAAGAGAAUAAAAAGCUAGAAGAAAACCAUCAUAAAUCUGAAGCUUAAAAGACAAAACAUGUCAGUCAUCAUUCCAGAGAAUACAUAUAGAACAAUUGAAGCAUGAACGUGGAUUGUAUUUAAAACAUAUACAAAGAAGUGACAGCUAUUCAUGGUUCAAGUAUUAAGCGGAUCAUUCUACCAAGUUUUCAAAGGAUUUUAGACACAAUUAUCUCAAGUUUAAAAGAAAAUCAAACUAAUUUUGGCAAUAGCCAUGAGAAUAGGUCACCAUGUUGUGUUCUGUUUGAAUAUUUUUUUUUUGUAAAUGUCUGCACUGAGGAUUUCUUUUUGUUUGCCUUUAUGUAAAUUUUUUACGUAGCUAUUUUUAUACACUGUAAGGCUUUGUUCUGGGAGUUGCUGUUAAUCUGAUGUAUAGUGUACUGUUUUUAUUUCAAUUGUUUUUAUGAUGCCCUUUGAGCAGGUACAUUUCUAAUUCUGAUUGUCAUCAGAAAAAAAUACCUUUGCUUUGUAUAGCAAGUAUCUAAAGCAUAAGAUUGUCUUAUGGGAAAAUGUCAAGCUCUUUUUCAUUUCUUGAAAUCACUGUAACAAGCAAGAGACAGCUAUGACGAAAGGUAACUAAAUCGUUUGUGAAAGUAAACAACAAAAGCCAACUGACCAGAAAGGGAAUAAACCGUUUCCAAAAAGAAAGCUGGGUAUUUAACAAGGAGCUUACUACAAAAUCCUUGUUAGCCUGUGUACAAAUGGCUGCUAAUAAUUCCUUUUCUUAGAGAGUGAAACACAUUUUAUUGAUGCUUUGGAAAAGUAUUGAUUGUUCUCAGUUUCAUGAUAGAUAGUGUAUGUGACUGGACUUCUGAAUUUGUUUUAAAUUCUUUUGGUUAUCCACUGCCUUAAAAGUACUGUAUCUUUUUUGCAUUUCAGAAAAGAUAUCAGUCAGAAUUGGAGACUUUUUAAAACAGUGGUCAUAUCAAAGCUACAUUUUUUUCCCCACAAAAAUAGAAUAUAUAUUUUUUGUGUGUUUUUGUUAACUACGCUACAAAUAUUGAAUGCACCUUGAGAUAAUUUUAGUGUUUUUAACUGGUACAUAAUUUAUCAAACAGUACAUAUAAUUGUAACAAUGAAAUGUCUAUGUAUCUUUAGUUACAUUCAAGUUUGUAACUUUAUAAACAUGUUUUAUGCUUGAGGAAAUUUUUAGAACGGUAGCAAAAAGGAAACAUUGAGGUAGAUGGCCACUAUUUAAGAUGAAAGUUACAAGUUUCUCUCUUAAGGAGAAGAUUAGUUUCUGGGAAAAUGUAAUAGACAGUUUUGAUAAGAAGGGGAAAAUAAGUAAGCAGAACAUCAGGUUUCCAUUUACAAAAGUGAUCCAGGGAAAAGCAAGUUUUUAUAGACUGGUAGGCAAAAAAUUUAAAAAAUGGAAAUUAGGAAAUGUAUUUUGCCACUUUUGCAUUAUUUAGGAAAAAAACACUGUUACUUGUAAAUUUGUAAAAUGUUAAGUGUCUGGGCAAAUAGUGACUGAUGUCUUAAUAAAAGCUUCCUGUAGUGCAUUGGCAUGGAUUAAAUACAUAAAAUGUCCUAUAAACUCAAUACUGUAUAAAAUUAGGGGGGAAACCCUGUUAUAUUGCCUCUAAACUUUGAAUUGUUAAUGUUUUAUUUGGCAAAAAGAAAAAAAUAAUCUUGGUCAACAUUUAAACCAAAGUAAAAUGGGGGGAAAAAACCAAAGUAAUCUGUUCUGCAUGGCUAAGCCAUUGUUAUCUCUGUAAAUAUUGUGAUUUUUUUUUUUUUUUAGAAUUUUGUUAAAAAAAUUCUAAAAUUUUUAAACACCUGUUUUCCAAAAUAAAACAUGAACACACAAAUUACUUUAUAUACAAAUAUAUCCUUUUCUUUUGGUGUGAAAACACUACCAAGUGAUUAUACAUUUGAAAAACAGUGUGAGACUCUUGCAAAAGAAAAAAAGUUGUAAUGGAAUAACCGUGGUUUUAAAUAUGAUAUAUAAAAGACUUGAUUUAACACUACAAACAGUUCUGAAAUACAGAACUGAAAUGUUUAAGGCUGAUAAGAAAAGAUAUAAAGGAGUUGAAUUAUUAACCACUAUGUUGAAAAAAAUGAAUGAAGAUAAUAACUAUUCUUCAACUUCUACAUCCACAGUUGUGAAAAAGGAAUACGAAUCUUACCUUUUGAGAUUCUGCUACAUACAACUCCUGUCCAGUUUAACUUUUCAGCAUUAGGAGCCCGAUUUUCACUGCUCAAAGUUGGACUUCAGGCACGUUUCAGAAACCAACAGUGCAAAAGAAUUACUGUUUCCAUCCAUGCCUAAAAGAUAAUAAAUUGAAGUAUGUCUUCACCUGCUUGUCUGACAUUUCAGUUUAAAGGAAUACUUAUGAAUGCAAAGAAGGACUUUUUCAAAACUCAUGUUGUUACAGGCCACGAUUUUGCAAAUGCCUAUGCAUGUAUGUAUUUUAAGUUUGCUCACAUGGGAAGUCUUUUUGAAGUUACAGGGAUUCCUCAUGGGUGUAGAGACCUACCCACACAUCAUAGAGUCAGGGAAAAAGUCAAAUAUUAUUAAGAAAUGAACAAACCCUCAAGUAUAGAAGUAUUGUUAUAUAAAACACAGCAUCUAGCAUUGUGCCAUCUGGACAUACUACAGUUAAGUUACACAGGUUAUGGACUAAAGCUAUGGCCCUAAAUAAGACCUACAGAAAUAUGUGCCAAAGUCUACACUGUUACAAAUUUGCUACUGUAGCCAAGUUCAUUUGAGCUCACUAGUUACUUCUUACAAAAAGUUUCUGCUUGCAAAGUGAAGAGACACAAAGAUACUAUUGCCUUCAUUUUAAACAUAGGGACAUGGGGAGACAAAGGGGUGGAUCCGCCCAAGGUCAAAUGGGAAAUGGAUGCCUGGAAGUAGAAUAAAUAUAGAUGUUUUGCAGUCUUAUCCACAAGACCAUCUCCUUCAGCAUUAACUGACUGAACAGUUGAUCCUGCUGAACUUUACUUCUAGCAAAAGAUAAGACAAACAUUUAUUUAGUUGCAGUCAGAGGUCUGUCUCAUGAAGGAAAAUAAGAGUUUCAAUUCAACUUUGGGAAACAAAAAUAACCAGGGGAUGAUGAGUCCCAAUUCUGCCCUUUUAUUUUUAAGGUUCUAAUUGAGGAUUUAGUAUUCCCAUCUGUGGCUUAACCUGUGCCCAGCUAUACUUCAGCCCAUGUGGGGGAGGGGUGUUAUAACCUGUAGGUACUGCUUGAGCUUUCCAAUCCAAUCUGAACUUUCUAGUCAUUUUAUUUCACCUGGUAUAACAGCAACUGAUACUGGCAUUUAUAUAAGGAAUAAAUUUUCAGCUGAAACAGCAGAGUCUCAGAUAACCAAUUCAUGCAUGUGUAGGAAAUAAAAAUCAAUAAAAUAACUAUCCCCAUCUGUUA